Molecule: messenger RNA, 1056 nt
Organism: Cornus florida
Lineage: Eukaryota; Viridiplantae; Streptophyta; Magnoliopsida; Cornales; Cornaceae
Exons: 3
Coding region: 1-1056 (351 amino acids)
Source: RefSeq, a predicted model, not a curated record
AUGAGUAACAAAGAUUUGGCAUCAACUUUAAAGGAUUUGUAUUUUCAAAAAUUGAAGGAUGUUUUUGUGGAAGUUGAAACCAAGCCUUGUGUUAUUUCUAAUUCUCCUAAACUUAUUUCAACAUGUCAUUUUUGUGGUGAAAAAGGUGGAGAAAGUGAAGAGGGUGAAGAAGAUGAGGAUGAGGAAUUAGAGGUUACCACUGAUGAACCUAUAGGAGUUCCUGCACCAUCUCUAGAUAUUCCCACAUCUAGCAGUUUUAGAGUUAGAUUGAGUCAUCCAAUUGACAACGUGAUAGCUCAGUUUGAACCUAAGAAUGUUGACGAAGCUCUUCAAAGUUCUGAUUGGCUUAUGGCUAUGCAAGAAGAAUUGCUUCAAUUUGUGAAGAAUGAUGUUUGGGAACUAGUGCCUCGACCUAGUGAUGUUAAUAUCAUAGGGACCAAAUGGAUCUUUAAAAAUAAACUUGAUGAACAUGGUCUUCAAGUGAAACAACUUGAUGAUGGGAUUUUCAUAUCUCAAUCAAAGUAUGCAAAGGAGCUAGUUAAGAAGUUUGGUAUGAAAGAUUCAAAGCAUAUUCAAACUCCUAUGAGUACUUCAUCCAAAUUAGAUAGAGACUCUGAUCCUAACAAGGUUGAUCAUUUCUUGUAUAGGAGUAUGACUGGUAGGUUGUUAUAUUUGGCAGCAACUAGGCCAGAUAUUUCAUUUAGUGUAGGUGUUUGUGCUAGGUAUCAAGCUGAUCCUAGAGAACAACACAUUCUUGCAGUCAAGCGCAUUAUUCGUUAUGUCAAUAGUACAUUGAAUUAUAGAUUGCGUUAUUUUUCUGAGUCUAACUUUGAGAUUGCAGGCUAUACUAAUAUUGAUUGGGCUGGUAACAAGGAUGAUAGAAAGAGUACUUUAGGUGGUUGUUUCUAUGUUGGUACUAACCUUGUUUCAUGGUACAGCAAGAAGCAAAAUUACAUAUCUUUAUCAUCUUGUGAAGCUGAAUACAUUGCUGCUAGAACUUGUUGCACACAAUUGCUUUGGAUGAAACAAAUGCUUCUGGAUUAUGGAGUUGAUUAA